Zychaea mexicana is the source of this 2049-nucleotide messenger RNA. RefSeq lists its product as uncharacterized. Bases 1 to 2049 code for a protein of 682 amino acids. Gene Ontology annotation, molecular function: guanyl-nucleotide exchange factor activity. The record is from RefSeq and is a predicted model, not a curated record. Lineage: Eukaryota; Fungi; Mucoromycota; Mucoromycetes; Mucorales; Lichtheimiaceae. Gene Ontology annotation, biological process: exocytosis. Gene Ontology annotation, cellular component: cell tip; Golgi to plasma membrane transport vesicle. The transcript is spliced from 3 exons.
AUGGACGAGUUCUCAGAAGACGAUGUAUUGCCAUUCUUGCUGCAGGCACAGGAUAUCAUUGCCAAGCUAGAAACACGGGUGUUGGACCUGGAAACGGAUCUAUCGACGAUUCAUCGAAAAUACGAACAUGAUCGUCACGACUGGCUUGUUGGCUUAUCACAGAAAGACCAGUACAUCCACCACCUCUCAAAGAAACUCCAGAAACUUGAGUUUAACAGCAAGGAGGCGAUCGUCCUGAUUUCCGAUUAUGCAGCAACCGAACCUGGCCAUGAUAACAACCUGAUACUGGCCCUGAACUUUUUGCGCCAGGCACAGCAGACGACUGCAACGCCGCCGCCAGUUGGUGACGGCAACGACGACGACGACGACGACGACUUUCCGGAUGCCGAUGAUCUGGAAGAAGGCGAGCUGGAGCGACGAGCUGCUGCUGCAAACGAGUGGCGUAAACAAGACGAGUAUGCACCUGGUGGUGCUGGUGCUGCAGCAGCAUCCUUCCGUGUAUCACCAUGGACCCAUCAUUCCGAGCAGCCUGUCAAUCUGAUGGAAGGCCUCGAAUCGUCUGUGGAUGGAUCUGAGAUUUCUCUGGUGAGACAACCCACGAGCACUACCACUUCGGUUCCUUUGCCAACCACUGACCAUGGCGGGUUCUGCAGCAACUGCCGCCAACUGCUGGCCCAGCUCGACCAACAGAUUGAACAAAAGGCAUACAUGAAACGCGAUCUGAGUUCGCUUGCAUCGGCAUUAUCCGAAGAGGAGCAGCUCCGCUUCAGCAUUGAGCAGGUCAAGGACUCGCUUGAAGAGGACAUCCAGGACGUCACUGCGUCCUUGUUCAGGACGCUCAACACCAUCUUGAUGGAUGAGGUCAAUGACCGCGACGGACUUGUCCGCCUGGAUCGAGACACGGGCGGCAAGCUUGCGACUGUGCUGCAGGCAUGGGACAUCCGGGAAGAGCGACUGAGGGAUAUCAAGGAGCAGCUGGUCGAGUUGGAUGCAGCAGUCAACCAGAGCACCACGGCCACGGAGCGUCUCAGUCGGUACCGCCAGGACGAUUUUGAUGCAGCUGCCGUACUUCCUCGAUCGCGCAUGAUGCGCCACUCGUCCCUUCGGCUGUCGUCCCCUACCUCACCCUUGGUGCCGCUCAGCGAGGACGAGAGCAUCAACAACAACAGCCUGUUGUUGCCAAACAAGACCGUGCGGAUUGAUGGCGUGGUCUUUGACGAGUUUCAAGAGCAUAUCAAGACACUUACGACGACUGCAGCAACACAUCAACACGUCAUGCCUGCAACAGCCUUUAUGAAGCGCGUGAUCGCUGAGGACGUCGACCCGUGCUUGUUUCAAACAGCAGGGUCCUCAUGGUGGAAAUCCCCCUGGUUCAAACGCAAACUCACCGACGCCAUCGUUGCCAACCGAUGCGAUAUUCAGACAUGGAACUCACACGCCUUGUCCUCGUCUUCAGCCUUUUCCUCGACCUCCGCAUCGUCCUCGCCGGCUACAAGUCAUAUCAGCACUACUUCGUCUGCUUCAGCACUCCAGCACCAACAACAACAACAACAACCAUCUGCACCCAAAACGAAAUGCACGUGUUGCGGCAUGCUCCGCAUCUGCGAGUUCCGCAUGCGACUUCAUGGACCACAACAGCAACAGCAGCAGCUACAACAACAGAAGAAACCAGCACCAUGGCUACCGAUUGAUCGAUUCUGUCGCGACAGGAUAGUGGCCGUGUGCGACUUUUACAGCUUCAUGUCGCAUUUACGGCAGGGACUCAUGCAGAACUCCCCGGUGCUUCAAAUGUUCAAGCAAUGCCAGCAUUUCCGACGUCGCAUGGGUCUUGCCAAAGUGGGUAGCAUGGCCUUGUUUGAUGACGAGCCACUAAGGUCAUCGGGCCAUCAGUCCUCUUCCUCCUCCUCCAACAAACGACGGUCCCGAUCAUCAAAGCGUGAGAGCCUUGUGCUGGAACAUUCUGGAAGUAACAGCGAUUCUGGCAGUGUUGUGAGCGUCACAGAUGUCCAAGGCCUUUAUGGCACAGGGCAGAUUGUGAUUGUCCAUUAA